Messenger RNA from Ipomoea triloba (trilobed morning glory), 3022 nucleotides. RefSeq names its product pentatricopeptide repeat-containing protein At3g18020-like. The record is from RefSeq and is a predicted model, not a curated record. The transcript has 3 exons. Gene Ontology annotation, molecular function: protein binding. Lineage: Eukaryota; Viridiplantae; Streptophyta; Magnoliopsida; Solanales; Convolvulaceae. The coding region runs from base 204 to 2282 and encodes 692 amino acids.
AUGAACUGAUUUUCCUUUGUCAACGGAAAAAACAUUUUUCGUUGACCAUAUUUUCCGGACGUUACCAAACGCAGAAAACUCGAAAAACAUUUUUCGGAAGUCAUUUUACGGGUUACCAAACACACCCUUAUUUGAAUUCCGGUGACCAAGAGAAUUGAUCUUCAACGAAAUCUCAUUAUGACCAAGCAACAUAACAGACACAAAUGUGUUUUCGCAAAUUCUCGUCAACAUCGUCUUCCAUAGCCUGCUGCAUUCGAUCGCUUUCCAGCUCCCCACUCCCGUGCAUCUUCCACACCACCAACCAUUUCAAAGAAGAACAGCAAGGUCGGGAACUCGAAGUUGAUCAACACACCGUUACAAAUAGAGCCUACUGGACUAGGAAAAUCCACAAGCUCUGCUCUUUUGACCGCAAUGUCGACGAAGCUCUUCGCCUCAUCGAUCAGCUCCGUCUCUACGGCUACUGCCCCGAUUCCCUCAAUCUUAGUAGCGUUAUCCAUGCUCUGUGUCAUGCCCGCCGCUUCCCCGAAGCUCACCGGCGGUUCUUUCUUGCUGUUUCCGCCCAUUCUAACGUGAAUGAGAGCACUUGCAAUGUUAUCAUUGCUCGCUUGCUCGAUUCGCGGAGCCCUGAAUCAACCCUGCAUGUUAUUCGCGCUUUAUUUCGCGAAAAACCUGAGUUUGUACCUUCUUUGAUGAACUACAACCGUUUGAUGGAUCAAUUUUGCGCUUUAUCAAGGCCUAGAGAUGCGCACCAGGUGUUCCUUGAAAUGAGAAACAGAGGGCACUGUCCCAACGUUGUUUCGUACACGACUCUGAUCAAUGGUUACUGUGGAGUCGGGGAAAUUGGUGACGCUUGGAAUCUGUUCGAUGAAAUGUCUGAGCGUGGAGUGAGUCCUAAUGCAUUUACCUACAGUAUUUUAAUUCGUGGGGUCCUUAGAAAGAGGGACAUUGAGAAGGGAAAAGCAUUGAUUGGGAAUCUUUGGGAGGUAAUGAUUGGUGAGGAGGAUAUGCAUGUUAAUACUGCAGCAUUUUCUAACGUGAUUGAUUGUCUAUGUAGAGAAGGGUUGUUCCAUGAAGUUUUUAGGAUUGCAGAAGAUAUGCCUCAAGGAAAGUGUGUAGUUGAAGAGUUUUCUUAUAGUCAAAUGAUUGAUUCACUUUGUAGGUAUGGGAUGUACAAUGGGGGUGCUAGAAUCAUUUAUAUAAUGAAAAAGAGAGGAUUCAAGCCAAGCUUAGUAGCGUAUAAUACAAUAGUACAUGGAAUUUGCAGAGAAUGUGACUUUUUCAGGGCUUAUCAACUAUUAGAAGAAGGGAUUCAGUUUGGAUACUCUCCCUCUGAGUUCACCUACAAUCUCUUGAUAGAGGGUCUUUGUUCUGUAUCUGAUCUUGACAAGGCGAAGAACGUUCUGAACAUCAUGCUAAAUAAGAAAGUUGUAGAUAGAACUAGGAUUUACAAUAUAUAUCUGAGAGCUAUUUGUCUUAAUGAUAAUCCAACUGAGCUGCUGAACACACUUGUUACCAUGCUUCAAACACAAUGCCAACCUGAUCUUAUAACCCUUAAUAUCGUGAUCAAUGGUUUCUGCAAAAUGGGAAGAGUUGAAGAGGCUCUGAAGGUGCUGCAAGAUAUGAUGAGUGGGAAGUUUUGUACCCCUGAUGUAGUGACCUAUACGACAGUCGUUGGUGGUUUGCUGGAAGUUGGGAGGGAUGAUACUACUCUUGGUGUUUUACGUAAUACAAUGCCUAUGAACGGCAUUACUCUUGGUGUUCUGACCUACAACACUACUCUCCAAGGGCUCUUCAAGAUGCAUAGGGUUGAUGAUGCCAUGGAGAUGUUCAACUGCAUGAUCGGCCACGGCACUGCUGCUGAUUGCACAACUUACACUAUUAUAAUUGACGGGUUAUUCAAGUCAAAGCGAAUAGAUGAAGCUAAACGCUUCUGGGAUGAUAUUGUAUGGCCAUCAAGAGUUCACGACAGCUACGUGUAUUCUGCCAUUCUUAAAGGUCUCUGCCGCUCAGGAAGAGUAGAAGAAGCAUGUGACUUCUUAUAUGAGUUGGUAGACUGUGGGGUUACUCUGUGCCAUGUGAAUUACAACAUUGUCAUUGAUGGUGCUUGCAAGUUAGGGUUGAAGAAAGAAGCAUAUCAGAUUCUUGGAGAAAUGAGGAAGAAUGGGCUUGCUCCAGAUGCUGUAACAUGGAGAAUUCUGGAUAAAUUGCAUCAAAAAAGAGGAAUGCAAUUCUGUGACUCUGAGGAUUUAACCCUGCAAUCCCAAGAACCACUAGUGAAUUGAAUCAGUGCAAGAAUUUGCAGGUCAGUGUAAUCCCAAUAUGGGGCGGUCUAGGAUUCUUAUUACAGUUAAUUAUGUCAUUUAUAUUCAUAUUACUAGGAAUUCAUUCACAGCAUUGCAACAUAUUGUAUAGUAUGUGAAUAACAUGUCUUAUAUUAAGGUUGUCAAUAUGCUGCAGUGCUGUGAAUGCAGUUUUAUUUAAAUGACCACCUUCAAAAACAGUAGUUGAGGGCAGUGUUGACAUACUGACUGCACAUGAUAAGGACUUGAACCCUUAACCAAAUCUAAGUGAUGAUGGUGAUCUAAGCAUGAUAAUAUACAAUCUAGCUCUGUAAGAUUUGUAGACUGAGAACUAUUCAAAAGCUAAAGAGUGAUGAAGUUGACAUCCCAAUAGCAAGUCUGAUGGUGACAAAAAUGGGAGAUGCAACUGAUGGCUCUGUUAAGAGAUGUAUGCUGGACGAAUACUCAACUAACAAGGAUUCCAGAAAAGUCAAAGAGAGUUAAUUGAAAACUGAGAAAAUAGUUUGUUGUGUUGUGAGGUCUAAUGACAGAUUGAUAGGUACAUUGUACAUCAUGCAAAGGCAGGACGUUUAAAUGAAUGGCUGGUCAUUUUCAGUUCACAUUAGAGUGCAUGUGAUACUGUUUUCAUUGGGUGUUUUAUGUUGUACUGUUCAAACUAAACAUAUGUAUAACAGAUCACUGGAUUGUCUUCUGUUUUAAUUGAAUUCUUUAAGUGUCAGUUA